GGUGCACAACCACUAUAUGGCUAAACUAUAGUACCAACAUUUAGUAAGAUUCAAAUACGAGCGCUGUUAAGUAUUGUUACGCGCUCUACCAACCAACCAACCAACGUGCAUACUAGUACAGGGAACAAUAUUCUUAAUUUCAACAGUUGGAUUCUAAAUUAGUUUUGGUAGUACAACAAAAAAGCACAACAAUAAGCUAGUCAAUAUUUAAUAAGCAGAUAAAUGAUAUUCAAUCAAGUGCAAUUGAUCCGUUGACGGAAGUAAAAAACAAAGUUACGAGAAUUUGUCAACAUAAAAAGAAGCUGCACAAAGUGCGCGAGGCUGUGGAAUUUAGGAAAUACCAUAAAAAAAUCUUGUUUUGUAAAUGAAAUCGAAUUCAAGUUUUCCGUAUAUAACUUUGUACAUUUACAUACGACUGAAUUUAUAUGAGGCUAAAUGAGCUGCUGGCAUGCGUUUUUUUCUGUUUUUUUGUAAUUUGUUUUCUGCCUGCUAAACAAGUGUGAAUUUUAUUUUAGCGCGAGAAAUUUGUGUACAAUACAGUGUUUUUUUGGUCGCGUUGGAAAAUGUGUGCAUGAACGUACGGGUAUUUAGUACAUCACAUGCGUGCAUAAUUGAAGAUUUGUACAUAUGAAAAUUUGAGUUGCUGCAGAGUGAAAUAAUGCAAUGCAAUUACGGCUGGCAGACUUUCCCAAAACUAUUUAUAAAUUAAACGACUGUUUAUAUUUUGUGAAUCAUAAAAACGCAGUAUUUGAAGAUUUUGGAAACACAUAAAUAAAGUAAAAUAAAUAAAGACUCAACGAAAUAGCUGCUGUGUAUUGAGUGAAUUUAGCAUAAGGACCUGGGAGUUUACGCAAAAAAUUUUGCCGAGAAAAAUAAUUGGUUUAAAUUGUGCAAAGAAGAAGCAACACAAAUAUAAUUACACUCAUAAUUAUAGAAUACAAAGCAAUUAAAAACGAAAACAAAAAAUUUAAAAAGCUAUUUUCUGUUUAAAAAGUGAAUACAAAAUUAAUAUUGGAAAAUAAAUUAAAAAAUUAAAAAUAAAUAUAUGUAUUUUACAACACAUAAAACCAAAACCAAAUUUAUUCUAAACAACUAAUAUUGCACAACGCAAGUCAAAAACAACAACAACAACAACAAAAACACAGAAAAUGAAAAUGAAAAGCCAUACACUCUUUUUAGUCAUAUUUAUUUCAACUUUUUGCCUGCAGUUCAGCACUGAAGCGUCUGCCGAGCCUACUACGCCCAAUGACGGCGACACCGAUUAUGCAAGAGAUGACUACUACUACGAAGAUGAUGCGGACGCUGAUGAAAAUGGCGACAUUGAUGAGCAGCCAGCUGAUGAUUACGAAGAUGAAGUUUUAGAAGAGGAGCCACAGAUAAAACCAGCGGAGCUAAGGGUACAAUCACCAUAUUUUGUGGAACCGGAAGUGGAAAUUUACACACAACCAGCCCAAAAUGUACGAAUCGAUUGUGCGGUGCGGAAUAUUCAAGCAAAUAAUGUGAUCAUGUGGUACAAGGGUAAAAUUGUGAUUGCGACAGGACAAUUCGUCAUAUCCCCCAAUGUGGAUGUGCUCAAGAAUAACUCGCUAAUCAUUCAGAAUGUGACAGUUAAGGAUGCUGGCGAUUACUAUUGCGAAGUGUUGCCCGAGAAGGUGCGUAUGCAUGCGCUGGUAGAGGUCGAUGAAAGCUUGAUGAUAUUCUGCGAUGGGCAAGAAGUGACCAACGGCAGUGUCGUAUUUCGUCAAGGCGAACCACAUCACUGUGAAUGUAAAUACUAUUCACUGGAAAAUGUCCAAAUCAAAUGGUUUAUAGAUGGCAAGCGCGCCGAAACGGUAGUCGAACGCGUUUUAGGCGAACAACUCUAUAUAGACAAUGUGGACACCGUACAUGGUGGCAUCUAUCAGUGUCUGGCCGACGAUCGUUCACAGGAACCGCCGCAUGCCAUGAUCGUCGUUGAAGUUGUAUAUAAACCUAAGGUCUCCACCUAUCGGCAUUUUGUCAAUACGGAGAAAGGCGGCGAUGCCGAAUUGUAUUGUGAUUAUAUAGCUAAUCCAGCUGGUGGAGUGUCGUGGCUACGAAAUGAUAAAACUUUGAAUGAUUCAUAUAAAUAUGCGUUUAACGAGGUGACGCAUAAGGGGCGCAAACGUUCGAUCUUGACGGUGAUGGAUGUGAGCGCAAAGGAUCUCGGCGAGUAUACAUGUCGAGUGCAAAAUACCAUCGGUCAGGAUGAGACAAACGUGCAUAUCAUCUAUGAGCCAGAACACCCACAGCUGGAGGACAUGGGGAUCAGUGGUAGAAAAGCGAUUAUACGUUGGUUAGUGCGUAGCAUACAACCGCUAUCUGAGGCGAUAUUGGAUUACAAGAUGGCGGGCUCAUACACUUGGAGUAAGGUGUCUGUGGUGCAUACACACCGUCAUGCGGAAAGUAACAUUUGGAAGGUGACUCAUGAGAUGGAACUCACACCGGGGAGUUGGCACGUGCGGAUGAGAGCGAAAAAUACAAUUGGCUGGUCAUCAUUUUCCGCGCAGCAUGAUUUCGUAAUCAAAGAUGAUGAUAAUAAUGAUGAUGAAGAUGAUCUGGAUACAGCGGGCGCGCCGGGAAAUAUGAUAGCUGUAGCCAGUUUUGGUGGCGGCUCGAAAAGUGCGAAUAGCAGUGCUGCUUUGAGUUGUUCGCACGCGCUCCUUGGUGUCAUCGGUGCUUGCGCGCUUUUUAUGUGGCCAAAAAGCUGGGUUUUAUAAAAGUUACCAAAGAGUCUAAAAUAAAAUGUAUACGAGUAUAUGAAACAGAUACAUAUGUAUAUGUAUGUGUGUAUGUAUGUAUGUAUGUAUGUAUGUGCAUCUAUAUGAGUAUAUAAGUAAAUAUUAUAUGUAGGUAUAUGACAAUGUAAAAGUAUUUAGAUUAAAGAUUUACGCUCACAUACAUACAUAUAAACACAAUAUUUAUUCAUUUAACUGUAUGUUGUAGUAUUAAGCGUAUUUUAAAAAGCCUGCAGCGCAAAGGCGUUAAGUCCUACAGGAUUAUUUAUGCAAAGUGGCGCAACGUAAGUCAUAUACUUCUAUUUUUGAAUACCUUUUUUCCAAAAAAAAAAUUUUUUUAUGUAGACUGCAGCUGUCUACUUCACAAGUGCCAAAUAUGCUUGACGUACGACGCCAAUUUGCAAAAAUUAUAAAUCCUCCUAUAGCGUGAUUAAUUUUGCGCCACUUUGUAUAUGCAUGUAAGUCCGAUGGUGCCAAACAUAGAACUAAACAAAAAAAUCGAGUCAGAAACAAAUAUUUUAAAUAUUAUAUUUAUGUGUAAAGUGGUGAUAAUUCUGUUUAUAUGCGAUAUAAAGAAAAUAAAAAAAAAUAGUUAUAAUAAUA
Molecule: messenger RNA, 3359 nt
Organism: Anastrepha obliqua
Lineage: Eukaryota; Metazoa; Arthropoda; Insecta; Diptera; Tephritidae
Product: protein amalgam
Exons: 7
Coding region: 1149-2738 (529 amino acids)
Biological process (GO): homophilic cell-cell adhesion; synapse organization
Cellular component (GO): neuronal cell body; plasma membrane; axon
Molecular function (GO): axon guidance receptor activity
Source: RefSeq, a predicted model, not a curated record